AUGAAGGACUUAGGUGAAGUAAAGACUUACUUAGAGAUAAACAUCGAAUACGAUCAUAAGAAAUGUGAGAUGAAAUUAGAUCAAAGUAGUUAUAUAGAGUCUUUAGCGAAACAAUAUAAUAUAGAAAAUAGUAAGCUAUAUUCUACACCAAUGGAACAAAACUUAAGUUUAGAACCCGCACAAUCAGUAUCAGACAAUGUAAGACAUAGAAAUCUCAUAGGAGCUUUAUUGUAUAUUAGUAUUGGAACAAGAUUAGACGUUAGCUAUAGUGUAAACUAUUUAAGUCGAUUUCAAAACAGUUACGACAAGACCCAUUAUAAAUAUGCAUUGAGAAUUCUGAAAUACUUGUAUUUGACUAGGAAAUUAAAAUUAACUUAUAAAAGAAAUCUAAAUGCUGAAGCUAUCGAUUGUUUUGUUGACGCUGAUUGGGCUGGAGAUAAAGUAGAUAGAAAGUCCACUACGGGCUUUAUCAUAAGAUCUUUCGGGAACGCAAUUUACUGGAAAUCAAAAAAACAAAGUAGCGUAACAAAAUCAUCAACAGCCGCCGAGUAUGUAGCUUUAUCAGAAGCUGUGAGCGAAAUUAAAUUUGUAAGAAAAUUGUUAAAAGAUUUCAGAAUAAUGAUAGAGACACCAAUAAAAAUUUACGAAGAUAAUUCUGGAGCGAUUGCAAUAUCAAAAUUAGGAAACUAA
Molecule: messenger RNA, 690 nt
Organism: Bombus pyrosoma
Lineage: Eukaryota; Metazoa; Arthropoda; Insecta; Hymenoptera; Apidae
Product: secreted RxLR effector protein 161-like
Exons: 1
Coding region: 1-690 (229 amino acids)
Source: RefSeq, a predicted model, not a curated record